Messenger RNA from Tripterygium wilfordii, 1905 nucleotides. RefSeq names its product probable anion transporter 3, chloroplastic. The record is from RefSeq and is a predicted model, not a curated record. Gene Ontology annotation, molecular function: phosphate transmembrane transporter activity. The coding region runs from base 156 to 1697 and encodes 513 amino acids. Gene Ontology annotation, biological process: transmembrane transport. The transcript is spliced from 8 exons. Gene Ontology annotation, cellular component: plastid. NCBI's taxonomy places the organism in Eukaryota, Viridiplantae, Streptophyta, Magnoliopsida, Celastrales, Celastraceae.
UUUCUCACCAACCCCAAUCCCAACAACAACACUCACCAAUCUUCCUCAUCUUCCCUCACCGUCUCACCAAACCUCUUCUAUUAAUUAAUUACUCACUUCUUUAUAGACAUUUUAUAGUUCCACUAAACAUUCUCUCCCUCUAAUUUCCAUUUCUAAUGGCGACUAAAUCUCUACUGCAUUCUUCAUCAAUUCCUUCUUAUUUUACGAAUUCCCAAUCAAAUUUGAUUAAUUGUAGGAAAACCCAGUUGAGAUUCGAUCCUCAAUUUGCUACAAGACCAAUCAAAUGGAGAAUUGGUUUCCCGAGAAAGGAAUUGAAAAUUGGGCAGUAUGUAGAAAGGGAGAGGCAGAGGCAGAGAGGAUUAAUGGUGGUCCGGUGUACGGCGGAGGGGAUAGAGAGAGGAAUGUUGAUCGGAGGAGAGGCGGAGGCGAGACUACGGGCAGUGCCGGAGAGGUGGAAGGUGGCGGCUUUGAUGGCGUGCGUGAUGUGUCUCGCCAAUGCUGACCGCGUUGUUAUGUCUGUUGCGGUUGUUCCUCUCGCUGCCAAAAUGGGUUGGUCCAGUUCCUUCCUGGGCAUUGUUCAGUCAUCCUUUUUGUGGGGAUACAUAUUCUCAUCAGUAAUAGCAGGAGCCUUGGUAGACAGAUAUGGAGGCAAAAGAGUGAUGGCAUGGGGACUGGCAUUCUGGUCACUGGCUACUCUGCUCACUCCAUUGGCUGCCAACUACUCUACAGCCAGUCUUUUAGCUGUUCGCGCCUUCUUUGGUCUUGCUGAAGGCGUAGCUCUCCCCUCUAUGACCACCCUCUUAUCAAGGUGGUUCCCGAGCAAUGAGCGAGCAAGUGCAGUUGGUAUCUCCAUGGCUGGAUUUCACCUUGGCAAUGUAACAGGAUUACUACUGACUCCAAUCAUGUUGUCAACUGUUGGAAUUUCUGGUCCGUUUAUACUCUUUUCAUCACUUGGAAUGCUAUGGUUGACGACUUGGGCAUAUCGAGUCACAAGUGAUCCUCUAGAUAGUCCCUUUAUCAGCAAAUCAGAGCUGCAAAUAAUCCAAGCAGGAAAAAAUCGCUCUUUAGCAAGCAGCGGGAAACGUCCAUCCCUACGCCUCUUACUGUCAAAACUACCAACAUGGGCAAUCAUAUUUGCUAAUAUUACGAACAAUUGGGGAUACUUUGUUCUUCUGUCAUGGAUGCCGGUCUAUUUCAACACAGUAUUUAAUGUGAACUUGAAGCAAGCAGCUUGGUUUAGUGCUGUUCCGUGGGGAACAAUGGCUGUUUCUGGCUUCAUCGCUGGUUCAGCAUCGGAUUCCUUAAUCAAGGCAGGAUACUCUUUAACAUUGGUCCGAAAGAUCAUGCAGUCGAUUGGUUUCAUCGGUCCUGGAGUUGCACUACUAUGCUUAAAUUACGCGAAAACUCCUGUGGUUGCUUCCGUAAUCAUCACGGUAGCGCUAAGCUUGAGCUCUUUUAGUCAAGCUGGCUUUCUCCUCAAUAUGCAAGACAUAGCACCUCAGUGUGCAGGAUUUCUUCAUGGAAUAGCAAAUUCAGCAGGGACAUUAGCCGCAAUCAUCAGCACGAUUGGAACAGGUUAUUUCGUACAGUGGCUCGGAUCUUUUCAGGCCUUCCUCACUGUCACAGCAGGACUCUACUUUGUUUCGGCCAUGUUUUGGAACCUGUUCGCUACUGGAGAGCGAGUUUUCUACGACUAAAAAAGUUACGAAACCCAGGAUCAAGUUUGGGAAAUGAUAAAGGCAUUAAUGUUAAUUUGAUUCAUUAGCAAGGAAUGAAUUUGUUUCUGCAAAAUGUAGGAGUUUGAUAUGUACAGCAGCUCGAGCGUUGUUAUACAAAAAGUAGUGUAACAUUCAUAUAUGUAAAGAAGCAAUCUUACCAGUACAUCAAGAGCCUCCCGGUUCCUUC